Molecule: messenger RNA, 1369 nt
Organism: Cutaneotrichosporon oleaginosum
Lineage: Eukaryota; Fungi; Basidiomycota; Tremellomycetes; Trichosporonales; Trichosporonaceae
Biological process (GO): steroid biosynthetic process
Molecular function (GO): 3-beta-hydroxy-Delta5-steroid dehydrogenase (NAD+) activity
Source: RefSeq, a predicted model, not a curated record
CGAUCUCUCUUCCUCGUCUAUCCACUAACCAUGUCGACGUCCCCGCCCACCAACGAACACUACCUCGUCAUCGGCGGCUGCGGCUUCCUGGGCCGACACAUUGUCGACGCGCUCCUCGGCCGUGGCGAGCCAAAUGUGGCCGUGUUCGACAUUGUGCAGCGGCAUUUCGACGAAAACGUCACGUUCUACACUGGCGACAUCACGAAGCUCGAGGACGUGAGCGACGCGAUUGUUAAGUCGGGCGCCCAGGUGGUGAUCCACACCGCAUCGCCGCCGCACGGCCGUGGCCCGGCCGUCUACGAGGCCGUGAACGUGACCGGCACCGCAAACGUGAUCGAGGCAUGCCGGGCGGCCGGCGUCCCAAAGCUCGUGUACACUUCAUCCGCAGGUGUGGUUUACAGCGGCAAGGAGGACCUGAUCAACGCGGAUGAGCGCCUUCCCUACCCCGCUGUGCCGAUGGACGCGUACAACGACACCAAGGCGCGCGCCGAAGAGCUGGUGCUGCAGGCCAACUCGUCCACCCUCCUCACCUGCGCCCUCCGGCCAAGCGGCAUCUUCGGCCCAGGCGACAGGCAGGCGAUCAGCGGCUUCCACUCGGUGAUCAAAAACGGCCAGACAAAGUUCCAGAUCGGGAGCAACCAGAACCUCUUUGACUGGACGUACGUCGGUAAUGUCGCGCACGCGCACCUCCUCGCCGCCGACAAGCUCGCCGACACCUACCCAAUCGCUGGGCUACACGAGCCGCUGCCGUGGGUCAACCUCUCGCUGCCGGACCACCGCAUCCCGACGUCGGAGGCGCACCCUCUCGGCCCCAACCCCAGCCCGACGCAACACGACCUGCUGCUUGCGCAGCGCUUCGAGAGCGGCGAGGUCGACCCCGCAGACCUGCGCCCGGUGCUGCGGUCCAAGAUGGACCAGUUCUCGGCACUGUCGGACCAGGACGACGACGCGCCCGGUCCGCGGGUGGCAGGCCAGGCGUUCUUCAUCAACAACUGCGAGCCUGUUGCGUUCUGGGACUGGACGCGCGCCGUGUGGGCUGCGCUCGGCCACAUCCCGCCGUACACGAUUGUGCUGCCCGCCGCGGUGGGGCUGAUUCUCGCUACGCUUGCCGAGAUGUGGGCCAAAAUCGCCGGCAAGGAGCCCGGUUUCACGCGUUUCCGCGUUACGUUUGCGACGCAGCAGCGAUACUAUGACAGCGAGCGCGCGCGGCGCCUGCUCGGAUACACGCCGAUUGUGGGGAUCACUGAGGGCCUCGACCGCUGGACUCAGUGGUACAAGAAGGAGCUCGAGGCGACGGAGGGGGUCGAGACCGAGUCGGCCAAGACCAAGUAGAGGCGAGAUAUUGUCAGAGUUCUAAUAUGCAGCUGUA